Phytophthora nicotianae INRA-310 is the source of this 228-nucleotide messenger RNA. RefSeq lists its product as hypothetical. The record is from RefSeq and is a predicted model, not a curated record. The coding region runs from base 1 to 228 and encodes 75 amino acids. The transcript has 2 exons. Lineage: Eukaryota; Oomycota; Peronosporomycetes; Peronosporales; Peronosporaceae. Gene Ontology annotation, molecular function: protein binding.
AUGGAAGGCUUGAUGAGGUUCGUCAACCACGACUGUGAACCCGUGGCCAAGUUCGUCGAGGUCGGGAAUGGUCGCCGAACAACGGUGGUGGUGGUCACCACGGAGAGAGUGCGUCGGGAUCAAGAGAUAACUGCGGACAAUGAUGCUGGAGCGUUGCGUGUCGCCACCUUGACAUUCAGGAUGAGUGUGAUCGAUGAGACUGCGAAGUCGUCAUGCUUGAAGACGUAG